This is a messenger RNA of Emys orbicularis (European pond turtle), 1578 nucleotides long. Its product is annotated as cytochrome P450 2G1-like. Gene Ontology annotation, cellular component: cytoplasm; intracellular membrane-bounded organelle. Gene Ontology annotation, biological process: xenobiotic metabolic process; epoxygenase P450 pathway. The transcript has 9 exons. Bases 1 to 1578 code for a protein of 525 amino acids. Gene Ontology annotation, molecular function: iron ion binding; oxidoreductase activity, acting on paired donors, with incorporation or reduction of molecular oxygen, reduced flavin or flavoprotein as one donor, and incorporation of one atom of oxygen; arachidonate epoxygenase activity. NCBI's taxonomy places the organism in Eukaryota, Metazoa, Chordata, Testudines, Emydidae. The record is from RefSeq and is a predicted model, not a curated record.
AUGCAGGAGGCAGGGCCAAACCCGACUUGGAGUAGAUAUAUACGAGGGCAGUCCGGGCUGGCUAACCGCACUGGGGAAGUGACUUCACGCACCAUGGAGCUGGCUGGAGCCAUCACCAUCUUCCUGGGCAUCUACGUGUCCUGCCUCUUUGUCAUCUCCGCCUGGAGAAAGCAGUCGCGCUACAGGAACCUGCCCCCCGGGCCCACUCCCCUCCCGCUGAUCGGGAACUUCCUGCAGAUGAAGGUGGGAGAAACCCUAAAAUCACUGGAGAAGCUGAGUGAGAAGUACGGCCCGGUGUUCACCGUCUAUUUCGGGUCCAAGCCCAUCGUGGUGCUGUGCGGGCACGAGGCAGUGAAGGAAGCGCUGGUGGACCAGGCCGAGGAGUUUAGCGGGAGAGCCCACAUACCGACUGUCGAGAAGAACUUUCACGGCUUUGGGGUGGUUUUUGCCAACGGGGAGCGGUGGCGGCAGCUGCGCCGGUUCUCCCUCACCGUCCUGCGGAACUUCGGCAUGGGGAAGAAAAGCAUCGAGGAGCGGAUCCAGGAGGAGGCCCAGUUCCUGCUGGAAUCCUUUCGAAAUACAAAAGCGGAACCUUUUGACCCGACCUUCUUCUUGAGCCGGGCCGUCUCCAACGUCAUCUGCUCCAUCGUCUUUGGCGACCGCUUCGACUACGAAGACAAAGAGUUCCUGUCCUUGCUGCAGAUGAUGAACGAAAGCUUUAGAGAGAUCAGCACCUCGUGGUCACAGUUCUACGACAUGUAUGCGGAUUUUCUCAAAUACUUCCCCGGCCCUCACAUGAAAAUCUACUACAUACUGGAAGACAUGAGGAAAUUUAUUGAGAGGAGAGUGAAGCAGAACCAAGCAACGCUGGAUGCCAAUUCCCCCCGGGAUUUUAUCGACUGCUUCCUGAUCCAAAUGGAAAAGGAAAAGCAAAACCCUUCCAGCGAAUUUAACACCAAGAACUUGGAGCUGACCACGCUCAACUUGUUCUUCGCCGGCACGGAGACCGUCAGCUCCACCCUGCGAUACGGGUUCCUGCUCCUGAUGAAACACCCAGAGGUCCUAGGGAAGAUGCACGAGGAGAUCGACCGGGUGAUCGGCCAGAGCCGCGUCCCGGCCAUCGAGGACCGGAGCCAGAUGCCUUACACCGACGCCGUCAUCCACGAGAUCCAGCGGGUCAGCGACCUGAUCCCCAUGGACUUGCCCCACAUCGUGACCCGGGACACACAGUUCAGAGGCUACACCAUCCCCCAGGGCACCGAGAUCUACCCCAUGCUCAGCACCGUCCUGCGCGACCCCAGCAAGUUCAAAACCCCCGAAAGCUUCAACCCCGGGAACUUCCUGGAGGAGACGGGGCGGUUCCGGAGAAACGACGCCUUCGUGCCCUUUUCCUCUGGUAAGAGGAUCUGCCUGGGCGAGGCGCUGGCCCGCAUGGAGCUCUUCCUCUUCUUCACCACCAUCCUGCAGCGCUUCACGCUGAAACCCCUGAUGGCCCCGGAGGACAUCGACACCAAGCCGCUGGAGAGCGGCUUUGCCAAAAUCCCCCCCUUCUACCAGCUCUGCGUGGUGCCUCGCUGA